Drosophila kikkawai is the source of this 810-nucleotide messenger RNA. RefSeq names its product cilia- and flagella-associated protein 298. The record is from RefSeq and is a predicted model, not a curated record. Lineage: Eukaryota; Metazoa; Arthropoda; Insecta; Diptera; Drosophilidae. Gene Ontology annotation, biological process: regulation of cilium movement.
AUGGUUCUUCUCCAAGUAAAACGAGGCGAUGAGACCCUCUUCCUGUUUGAGACCAGCAUCAAUGAGCAAACGGAUGUGGUGAUCCGGGAUUUGGUGGCCAUACACAAUGGUCAGCUAAAGAUUCAGCGCGUUUGCAUGGAGAUUGAGGAGCUGGCCGAGCACGGCACUAUGCUGCCAAGCGAGAUGAUGGGCCUCAACGAGGACCAGAUCGAGGAGCUGAAGCUCAAGGAUGCUUGGGCCGACAAGUGCAUACCAUCUGGUGGGUUUACCUUCAACAAGGAUCCUUUGUUGCGCCGCAACGGCCAGCAGCCUUCGGAGGCUAUGCAGAAGGUUCUGGCUGGAGCCAUCACCGAUGCCAAGGCCAUGAUAGAUCGGAAACUAGCCAAAUCCUCGAAAUACUUGACUCUCAAAACAAUCGAGGAGGCCUUAAAUCUCCUACGCGGGGCCGUGACCAUUGUCUAUCCCAUGCAGUUGCCUCCUCACGAUACCAUUCGCAUGGAGUUCACCAACACUGAGGAUCUCACCGGAACCCAAGCCUCCAAGGAGGUAAUUGAGCCCUCGAAGGCACAGCUCUGGUUUGCCGGACGUCAGAUUUUGACCGGGAAACUCCUUAAAGACUAUUUGGGCAACAAUGACAAGACCAAGAUAUUGGUGAAGCUUAAUAAAUUGGGAGAAGGACCCCCAGCACGCGAGCCUGUGAUCUCCGAGCCCAUACGACGCCAGAUGAUGGCCGAAGCCUUUCGCCGCCAGGAGGAGCUCAAGCUACAAAGUCAAGAGUUAAGGCGAGUGGCGGAUGAAUCCUAUUUCUAG